AUGUCUCGCGCAGACAACCCAUCCGACCUGCCCGUCCUGUACGUCAAAUGGACGCACCAGUCCUCCAUCCCUUCCCUCGCCCUCUCCACCCUCACCCCCACCCCUGCCUCCUCGCUCGUCUACCACUACCUCGCGCCCAUCUGCCCCGCCGCGCCCCUCGCCCUCGGCCAGCACCUCAAGCUCCUCGUCCUCUCCGACCCCCGCUUCCACACCCCCGCCGAGGACCUGCCCCCGCCCACGGGCUCACACCAGUACGACUCCUACGACCCGCACAUCGAGGGCCCGCUCGUCGCCGCGCGCGACAUGUCCGACCGCGCCCUCGUCCUCGUCCUCCGCAACACCUGCGCCUGGAACCCGGUCGUGUACGCGUACGUCACCGUGCCCAACCUCCCCGGGCUGACCGUCCACCCCGACGUCCGCGACCGUGCGCGCUCCGUCCCGCCCUCCGCGUGCACGUCCGCGAUGGGGCCCGCCGUGUCGCUCGAAGAGGGUGUGACGAUCCUCAGCCACGGCUCGCCACAGCGCGCUCGCCCCCCAGCGUCGCCAUACUUUGAGUACGAGGACCCGGACGACAUCAUCUCCGCCAUGAAGCGGUCGGUUGGCCUUGGGGGCCGCUAUGGGCGGGCGAAACGGCCCCGGUCCAAUUCGCGCUAG
Epithele typhae is the source of this 654-nucleotide messenger RNA. RefSeq lists its product as uncharacterized. The record is from RefSeq and is a predicted model, not a curated record. NCBI's taxonomy places the organism in Eukaryota, Fungi, Basidiomycota, Agaricomycetes, Polyporales, Epitheliaceae. The coding region runs from base 1 to 654 and encodes 217 amino acids. The transcript has a single exon.